Messenger RNA from Lates calcarifer (barramundi perch), 8392 nucleotides. RefSeq names its product tetraspanin 9a (gene tspan9a). The record is from RefSeq and is a predicted model, not a curated record. NCBI's taxonomy places the organism in Eukaryota, Metazoa, Chordata, Actinopteri, Centropomidae. The coding region runs from base 810 to 1835 and encodes 341 amino acids. The transcript has 7 exons. Gene Ontology annotation, cellular component: membrane.
GAGAGAGAGAAAGAGAGAGAGGGAGAGAGAGCUGGGGGAGGAGGGCAGUGCUCUUGUUGGGAGAUAGGGAAUGCCCGUUAGUUGCGUCUGCCGAUAAUAGCACAUCAUCCAGAGCACUGCUGUUGGGAGAGCAGAGCACAGGCAGUGCAGAGGACUGAGCCACUGAGCGCAGAAUGGUACACUAGAGAAGACAGGCACACUCAGAGAGAGACGGAGAGAGACAGAGCGCAUCAGAACACGUUGAGAAGAGGAGGACGGAGAAGGAGCAGAGCAGUGGAGAGAGGAGAGGAGAGUGAGGAGGGGAGAAAAGUUACCAGGUCAGCAAUAGAACGUGGAAGUGGAGCAGCUGAGACUCACUGGGGUCACUCCCACUGGAGCAGCCCGGCACAGCAUUAAGCAGCAUUGAAGGAGAGUGAUAUUACAGGAGGGGAUAGAGGGAGCGCUGGAACUUCUUCCUGGAAAGACAGUCCUGUCAUAAGGCGAGGGUAAUGCUCCUCACAGGACCCUUCUGCACAGUUACUUCAGGACUAUCAAAGCAAGACAGCAGCAGCAAACAGAAGACACUUAAGCCUGGCAGAGGUGCCUGAGCAGUGCAGUUCUUCUCAUUACUAUACUGGAGACUUUCUGAUUCAACUGUGCGCUUUGAGGUGGAUGUGGUUGUGUUUCUGUGAGGCUUUUAUCUUUCUUUUUCUGCUUCAGAGUGUGAAGCAUUGGAGAUUUGGAGGGCGAGUUGUUCUGUCCUGUCAUCUCUGAGACUAUGGUAGACUGUGCGUCAGGGAGCUCUUCAUCAGCAGCUGCAGCCCUAGAGCAUGGAGAAGUCCAGCAGUGAGGAGUCAGCCAUUCACCGUAGCCCUUCAGUAGAUAGCAGAGACUCUGAUUUUGCUCAAGCCUCCACGUCUGGCCGCCCGUUUGGCGGCCGCGGGUUCACUGCCGGCGCUUUCUACGGCUCCACGGGGCCGCGCAAAAACGCACAGCAGGGGCAGGCUGGAGCAGCGGCUGACGCCAGCACAGGAGACAAGUCCAACAACAAGAACAGCUCACCCAAAGGCAGCAAAUACGUAGUCUUUUACCUGGAUCUAUCCUUUGUGUUCCUUUUAGAAUUCAAGAAGUGCAACAUGGCAAGAGGGUGCCUCUGCUGCUUGAAGUACAUGAUGUUCAUCUUCAAUCUCAUCUUCUGGUUAUGUGGCUGUGGGUUGCUCGGCGUGGGCAUCUGGCUCUCGGUGUCGCAGGGCAGCUUUGCCACCUUCUCACCCUCAUUCCCCUCACUGUCAGCUGCCAACAUGGUCAUCGCCAUCGGCGCCAUCGUCAUGGUAACGGGCUUUCUCGGUUGCCUGGGUGCCAUCAAGGAGAACAAGUGCCUGCUUCUGAGCUUCUUCAUUGUCCUGCUGAUAAUUCUCCUGGCAGAGCUGAUAUUGCUCAUCCUGUUCUUUGUGUACUCAGAUAAGGUGAGUGAGAAUGCUAAGCAGGAUCUGAAGGAUGGGCUGGCUCUCUACAACUCAGAAAAUAACAUAGGCCUGCGAAACGCCUGGAACAUUAUCCAGGCAGAGUGGAAGUGCUGCGGUGUGAUAGCGUACACCGACUGGCACGAGGCCCUGAAGGAGAAAGUAGUUCCUGACCGCUGCUGCCAGGAACAUUAUCAGAACUGUGGACGCAACUCCACCAACAUGUUCUGGAACAGGGGCUGCUUCGAGAAAGUGGAGGAAUGGCUGGAUGAAAACAAGCACCUGCUGGGAACCAUAGGCAUGGUCAUAUUGGUAGUGCAGCUCCUGGGCAUGGCGUUCUCCAUGACGCUGUUCCACCACAUCCACAGAACGGGGAAGAAAUACGACGCUUAGCCUUGAGGGGAAGGCACCCAGUGGAGAGGAGCCCCACUGCCUGAUGGGAUAAGACUCUGAUUUAAACACCCCUGCUCUCCCUCCCCACCUCACUUUAUAACCUCUUUAGAGCACCCUUUGCCCCCAUCGCCACUUCCCAGACCUUCUGUACAGAUUCCAGCUGUGUCCCCGCUCUGAUGUGCUCUCUCCUCUCACCAUUCAUUUUGCCAAAGAGUACCACAACUGGAAGAGAAGGGACACCUACUUUUGGCAAGGAAGAGGAUCCCAUUGGUUGGCACUCUUCUUUUUUUUUUUUUUUUGCUUGGACUAACAAUUUGCUGGAAGGAAGGAAAGACUUUGAAACAAUGAAGACUUUACUAAUGCCCACAUACCCCCCUGCUGAGGCUAAAGCGAACAUAUGAAACUGAUAAUACCUUCCACCUCUUGUGGAGGUUUUUUUUCCUUAUGUUGAAUAAAGUCAAGCCCCCUUUUUCCUUUGUAAAUGAAAAAAGUUCCAACAUGGCAUGCUAGUUUUCUACUUCACUGAUUUACCUUUGUCGUCAAAAUGUCGAGCAGAUUUUUCCUUUUUUUUUUUUUUUUAAGAAAGUAUGUCAUCAGUGCUCCUGUGGAAUGUAAGUGUUGAACAGAUCAGUGCAAUGAGCUCUCAGACAUGCAGUGUGUGUGUGUGUGUGGGGUUGGAUUUGAAGUGCCGUUGCUGUGGAGGGGCACAGAUAUGUCAGGAUGGAGUCUAAUGUAAUCCCUGAUUCAUAUUUUUUUCAUUUGGCUGUAGAGAUUUGGGUAAAGUGAGCAUGAUGGAGGAACGUCAUGUAAGCGUGAGGAAUCAUCAGUUGAUUCAUUUUAUAGCAAAUUCUGCAAUAGCCUCUGAAUAAUAAAUUGUAACACACAAAUCUGUCCGUGAACACACAGACACACACUUUGUGCUGCCACGCAGCAGCAAUGUUCCCAUUCCCUGUGAGACAAUACAAAUGGUGUAAAAUGGCUGUUUAUUAGGGCUCCACCAGGACUGUCAAGUGAAGAGAUCUGGGUGAUGAAGUUCCCCCUCUGACAAUACGGCCUGAAUUGCCUAUAUUUCUCUCUGUGUGUGUGUAGCUUUGUGGGUGUGUUUUAUCACACUGUCCAAGCUGCAAAGAAACCAACCAAAAGAAAAAAAAAAACAAACAAAAAAAAAAACAGAACAUAGAAAUCCAGAGAAGCAAGGGCACAAGGGGCAAAAACAGACCAGACAUGUUGUCUCGCUGCUGCCAUCAAUUGUGUUGGCGGAGGCGGCCAGAGCCUUUCUCCUCUAUAUUCUUGAGAUCUCAUCCAUUCGCUCUGCCCCCCUCAUCCUUUCUCUCUCUGGCUGUCAACCCUCCACCCCACCCACCCCACUACAUCUUUCUUUCUUUUUUUUUUCACCCCAAUUUUCUUCCCACAUGUCAGAAAGCAACGAGCUGUUUGCUCCAAAUGUACACACAGCAUCUCUGCUGACGUUCCUGCCCAUCAUGCAGUUCCACCUCUGGUUUGCAACUUCUCUGAUUAUUCAUAAGCCGCCUUUUCUUGCUGCCAACGGGUGGGGGGGUGGGGGGGGGUGGCAGGAGGGUAGGCAGAUCAAAGCUGAGACAGAUAGGUAUGGCAACAUGCCCUGUAGGACACGUCUGUUUAUGUCUGUUUACUGCCGAUUCACUGCAGGAGGCCUAAGAAUCAGCCAGCCUCUUUAAGACUGAAAAUACUCUACAUCUGCUGUGGCAACUUAAAAGAAAAUGCCCUCCAGUGUGUUCGCUCUAGGCUUCAAAACUUCUGUGUGUAUGUGAGAGGCGGCAGUGUGGAGGGCUAGCUCUUUGUUAAAGGAUAAUUUUAGCUUUGGCCAUCAGUUAGUUAUGGUCAGAUAUCACUGGUUAUGAUUACACUGUACUCUCCGAAGUACACACUGAGAUCUGAGAAGACGGUUACAUCAUUUUAGAAAUCUCAUUUUAGUUCAAUGGGGCAAGAAAUGGACAGGCAUUGAGAGGAGACAGUCAGAUGAUCAGACAAGUUGUAAACAACACUCAAAAUGUCAGUAAUAAUCGCUCAUUCAACAGGCAAACUGUGUCUGUACACUUACAUCAUGUGCACCAGAAGGUUGGAGGGCUUGUUUAAGACCGUGUAUGAGCAUCAGACUGUUCGUGUCUUAGACUGAUAAUCAGACUGAAUUGCCAGUCUGAUUUUCAGUUUCUGUGUUCAUGUCAGCCAUUUUCUGUGAUGGAGGUGUUAUUAUUUAUUUUUUUUAUCUAUCUGGACUUGAAUUGGAAGUGACUUAUCUAUUUGAAUGCGACAAUGUCAUUUUCAGUCCACACAGACGCAGUAGCAGAUGUGAGGAGCAGCUAACAUUCUUCACAUCUGUCGAGGAAAUAUGCUGAUUUCAGCGCCCUUUGCACCUGCACAGGUGCUACCAAUUACUCUGACUGAUUAGACCUCUAAUCAGGUUGAAGUUGGGUGGAGCUACAGUACACUUGAAAUCACAUGAUGUUACCAAACUCUAUGAACUAAUAACAGCGUUAACAGUGUAAACUGUCCUGCCCUGUCCUAAGGUGCAACAAAACCACAUUGUGAGGGAGCUGUCAAAUCAAGCACAGUCUGUACACACCAUAACAGUUUUGUAAAGUAGUCUAACGGAUGUGUAAGAGGUGUUAUGUCAAGUACUCACUACAUGACUUACAAAGUCAUCAGAUUGCUGAACUGUUAACACUUUACAACUUGUCUUGUAAUCUGAAAUCUUGAUAUCAUUGUGGUGUGGACUUUCCCCAGGACGAAUCCCCAAUGGGUCUGUCAGGUCUCCAACAUUUUGUCGUGAAAACACUUCUUUCUCGGGCUUCCCCUCUCACCGGCUGUGACUUGCUGCCGCACUUAUAGCCGCACUUAUAUCCAGUUGCAUACGGGUCACAACACUUUUCAUACUACCAGAUUUGGACUUGGAUUUGGACUGCUAGAUGUCUGUGGGGCAUUUGCGAUGCAUCAGUGAGUUUCUUGGAUUGCAUCUUUGAACAGUUGCAAAUAACGAUCAAGCGCUAAUUUGCCUGUGAUGUGGGGCUUUUCUCAGAUUCCCAAAAACCGUCAGCAAGUGGAAAAUCAGGGCACAGUGUGACCUUAGAAUUAGUUGACUUAUAACAGCCUGUGGCAACUGUAUCAAUGUCAUCUUCCCGUUGAUAUUGCUGUGUCCAAAUAAGAGAUUUUGGAUGCUUAUGAAUCAGCAUCAAUUUGCGUCAUCACUAUGAGGUGAAGUGUCUUAUGACUGUAAUUUUUGCAUCUAUAAUUUGACUGUGAACAUAGCACACCAUUUAGUAAAAAGGGUGUGAUUUUGGAAACAGGAAGAAGACAGUUUUUUUCCUAAUAAUUUUCUUAAUCCUGCCUUGAAAGCACAAAUUGAUUCUUUUUAUUCUCCAACCAGGCAAACAGCCUUUGAUGACCCAUUUCAGUUGGUGAAAAGGUCUGGGAUAUCAAUUUGUCUGGAAUCUGGUUGUGUUUCUUGCCCCGCCUAAUUCUAUUACUGACAGGAGUGAUGGCCAGAACCUCAAAAAACAAGACUAUGCUGUAAUAAACAAAUUAUCCUUUAACAUGAUUUGUUUGCUGCUAUUCAAAGCUGAGUGGAGAAAUCAUUGGGACCAGAAGUGGCUGCGUUCUAAAAUUCAUCCAAGGUCGUUGAAAGUUUGUUGCAUUGGGUGAAACCUUGAAACUCAGACACUGCAUAUUGCUGCUAUAUGAGCUAACGAAUGACUUGGCCAAGAAAAAAAAACAACAACCAAAAAAAAAACAAAUUACCCUCCAAGAUUCACUCAUUGGACAUUCUUCCAGUCUGGCAGCCUGUUUGCUGUUUGAGUAUUACCUGAAGUCAUUCUUGGCAUUUUUUUAUUGGUUUUCUAAUGACUUAAUCUGCUAGACAGUUUAAGGACAAGCCGAGAGGGCCUUCGUGCAUCAGGAAGCAACAGAUUUGGGCUGUGAUGUGCAGCGACCCUGUUGGCCGUGAUUCACUGCCUGCCCCCCAUAUGCUUAAACUCUUGUUGCGUCCACGGGGGGAACAUGACAGCUGCUGAUGUACAGCGCAGGCACGAGUGGUCACAUCUCCUCUGCUUGGCUGCCUCCACAAGCUCUCUACACAUCCUUUAUUUACUGCCUCUCUGCAGACACCCGGCGCUACAUAUACGGUAGCUGGCAGCACUGACACUGUAGAAAUACAGCUGUGCUCUUUGGAUGCCUAGAAGCAGCUGUGAGGUAAAUUCUGCACCCGGGAGAGGUUAUAGGAGGAAUAGCUGUAACGGUUCUGUAAAUCAGACAGCAAUAGUAUCCCCGCUGCAGGCAAGAAGUUUUGAAAAAGCACAAGAUAAAUAUUUUGUUGUGCUGCUUCGUCUUGCAUUGGGUGGAAAACACAGAUGUCACAGAAAAAGACCUAAAACAAAUCCAGUGUCUGUCUCCAAACCUGACGUCAUACUCCAGAAACCCAGCCUGCAAUCUCUGUAUCUCCUUGCUCUCCCCCUGACUGAUCUGACUGUGCUUACAUUUUCUCCACCGUCACCGUAGUUUUUAUGUCAAGAAAAAUGAUCUGCCAUGUUUUUAGAAAGCAGGGAUGAAUGCCAUUUUAACAAAAGCUGUUUAUGAUGUUAUUUUUGUACAUUGGUUGUCGCUGUUUUCAUGUUUGUUUUUAUACGAUAUACUGUUGUUUUUCUUGUUGUAGGCUGUUUUACUGGCUUUUUUUUCUCUUUUUUUUUUUAAUUUGCAACAGAGGCUCAUUGUUGCACAUUGUGAGAACAUGACACCAUUAAGCAUUUGUUUCUUAGAGGAUUAGUCUUUGCGAUGUUCCUCUACAAGGUGCAAAAACGCCUUUCUGUCUCAACAUUGCUACAGGCAGUUAAAGCAAUUAAGUCAGAAUUGAUAGAGAGGGCAGAAUUUGGCAUAGAGCAUCGAGUGAAGCCCACAAAAGGCAUACUGCACGCUUGUCGACGUGCUUCUCUGUAUUAAGAUCUAGUUUAAUUAAAUUAGGACGUGCUGCUACAAUUUGCAGUAUGUCUUUUAAAACUGCCAGUGUAAGGCCCAUUAUGUAUUUCUAGAGCAUGUACUAUUAGAUGACACUACAGUGCAGAGCUAAUGUUACUACAGUAUAUCGGCUCUGUACGUUAGCCCUGGAUGUAAAUAUGCUCAUUUUAUGACUGAUGUAACUUACUUUACCUCUGCCACUUGUAAUCACAUUUACAUACAGUUCAUUUGCCAUUUUCUAAUUUUAACAUGCCUAACUACCCAUGCUCUUUUGUGCUCGCUUACACAAAAGACAUAUCUUCCACCUAUAUGUUAUUCAUCUUCUCAUGUUUGAUAGCUUGUCUGCCUAUGUUUUUCCUUUAAAGUACAGGAGCAGUGUAAAUUUGGUGUAAAUUUGUGUUUUUGUCAGUAUAGUUUUCAUAUUUUAUUUGACUGCAUUUGCCUCUUAUAGUGAGACACAGUUUUCCUUAUGUUUUUUUUUUUUAUCUUUUUUUUUUUUCCUUUAAUGUGGAAGGAGUAUAACGUAUUCCCUCUCAUCCAUGGAAGCACUCCCAGUAAGCCACAGAGAUGGUAAAGGAAGAAUGCACAUGCAGUAAUUGGGUUUUGUCUGCUGUGAAGAAUUUUGAGACAUAAAAACUGUUUUGUUUUUUUUAAUUAUUUAAUUUUAUUUUUUUGCCACCUUCGACAUAUUGUUUCUGUAAUCUCCUCCUAAUCCUUCCCCUGUGCUAAAGCUGAAUAUCUGAGCAGUGGAAAUGUAUGCUCUAGAAAUGGUGUGUUUGAUGUUGUGUUCUGCUGGGUGGCACUAUCUGAUACCUGCCAGCCUUGUCCUGUGGAGUUUUCUGCUACAUGUGAAAGCACUCUGAAUAUCUAUACUAAGUGGUGCACUACCCUCUCUUUAUUCUCUAAAUCAACUAUUUUUUAAAUAAAGGAAAGAGUGUCACAAAAACCCCUUGAUACCGUACGCUCAUUGCCUUUCAUGUUUAAUGACUCGAUGCUCCUGAUGUGUUCCUUUUAAAUGUCACUGUCAAUUUUAUAGCCAGCAUUUAAACAGUGUUUGAUGCUGAUUUUUUUAGGGUAGGAAGACAGGACUUGGCAUGAAGAGCAAAGCGAAGCUGUGUCACAGCAGAUCCCAUGGCGUAUUCAGUGAAACAGUGGCAUUACUGCCUUAAAAUGGCCUCUUUAAAAAAAAACAAAAAAAACACAAAACCUGAGGGACUGACGCUGAAAUGAGCUAAUGGUAGUCAGCUACUCGCAUACAGGAUUUCUUUUUUUUUUUUUUUUUUUUAAAGAACAAAAGGAAGAUGAUGAAAGUGGCAACCAUCGCCAAUUUGUCUCAUGUUUCUACAGCAUGGAGUGAACAGCAGAGUAUUUUUGUAUGGAGUUUUAUCCUUUUUUUUUUUAAACCUAAUUGUUAUCAGGCCUGUGUGACAGUGAGUUGAGUUUAUUGUGCCAUUCCAUUCUGGCUUUUUGUUUUACAUCACUGUUCCUUCUAUGCAACAAUAUGACCUAUUUUAGCCUUUGUACAGAUUAUUUUGUAUGAGUAACAUGUAUUGAAAUAAAGUGAACAGAAUCAA